AUGCCGUCCCAUGCUGGUCAUGUUUGCUCCUACAACUCCAAAGGCGGCGGCGACUGCAUGAUCAAAAGCGGUGGAAUCCUCAUCAAACGUCAAGACUUCUACCAAGAUGCACCACGAAAAUGGCCACAAGGCUUCGCCUUCCGCUGGCGUUUAACCGGCGCGAUCCAAAAUGUUGAUUAUAACAGUAUGGUCAGCGCCAUCGAACGAGCCUUCCAAAAGUGGACGAACGCAACAAAUCUAUUCACUUUCCAACAAGCUCCAAACGGUGGUCAUAACAUCGAAAUCAUGGUUGCAGGUCCGCAAGUCAACGAUCCUGAAUUUCCACCUCGUUCCGGUGGUGGCUAUACACUUGCGAACGGAUUGAUGGGACCGCAAGGUUAUGACAGUAACCCCACCGGACGUAUCAAGUUUAAUAAUACAUACUCCGGAACACCAAGUUGGAAUAUAGCAGCUAUUCAUAACGUAUUCGUUCAUGAAUUCGGUCACGUUUUGGGAUUGGGUCAUGUACCAAACGCUCCUAGCGCUCUUAUGUCCCCGAUUAUUCCGAACAUGCAACAGGAAAUCGGGUUGACGAACUUCGAUCUGAAUAAAUUCCACACCUUUUAUGCUGGGUAUGGGGGUACACCUAUGUAUCAGCAACCUACGAACCAACCUACGAACCAGUACCCUCAGCAGCCGCAGCAGCCUCAACAGAUUCCGCAGCAGCCUUCACAACCACAGCAGCCACAGCAGAGACCACAGCAGCCACAGCAGAGGCCACAGCAGGGAGAUCGUUCAAUUUGUGAUAACGCGCAUACGGAGUGCUGGAGGCAAAGACAGGCACAGGGUUUGGCAAGGGUUAAGAGGGGUAAUAAGCAAGUUAUCGUGAAGAGGCAGUAUAAUGAUCCUUGUAGACCUGAAUGGGAGCAGUGUAUGCGGGAGCAGGGCUUCAUUCAGAAGAGGAGGUAA
Molecule: messenger RNA, 948 nt
Organism: Orbilia oligospora ATCC 24927
Lineage: Eukaryota; Fungi; Ascomycota; Orbiliomycetes; Orbiliales; Orbiliaceae
Exons: 1
Coding region: 1-948 (315 amino acids)
Biological process (GO): proteolysis
Cellular component (GO): extracellular matrix
Molecular function (GO): metalloendopeptidase activity; zinc ion binding
Source: RefSeq, a predicted model, not a curated record